GCACGACAAGAGCAGACUUCUUACUGUUCUUUUUUUGUAAUUGUGGGCUUGUUUUUUGUACCGUGAAGUGUCCGUUUGUGUGUGCGUGUGACGGAUCCAUCAUGUUUUUGGAUGCGCAGCAGACGAGGACUGCCGGCGGGGAGCUGCUGAGCACGGCGCUGCUGCUGCUUCUCUCCGGUUGUUCCAGCAUGGAUGUGACUAUCCCCAGUAACAUUAAUGCCCUGAAUGGAACAACAGUUAAAAUUCCUUGUACAUUCACUUCCUGUUAUAAGAUGGAUGCCGUCAACUUUGCAAUGAACUGGACUUACCAAGAAACUCAUAAUGACACAGAAGAAAUUUUUAUGACAUACUAUAAGAAAAAAGGAAUGGUGCCUCAACGGCCAGAACGAUUUGGAGACAGAGUGACAUUUGCUGGGAACCUUGAUAAGAAUGACCUCUCCAUCACCCUAUCAGAUGUACAACCUGAAGAUGAAGGGAUUUACCACUGCUAUGUGAGAAAUCCCCCAGACCGCAUCACAGGACAUGGAGUCAUAAAGCUCAAUGUUGUCACUGAACUUCCGCCUCCCAGGGACUCAACCAUUGCUGUUGCAAUUGGCGCAUCAGUUGGUGGAGCACUGGCUCUGCUGAUCCUUUCCAUGGUUGUAGUGAAAUGUCUCCGUCGACACAGGAAACAGGAACUGAUUUCAGAGGAAAAGAUGGAGGAGGAAGGAAAACUGGAGACUGAGGGUGUUACAGAGGAAGGAACCAAACAACCAUAGCGGGGUCAUAAGAAAGCCAAUGGCCUGAGGAGCUCUCACCUUUGUCUGGUAAGUAAUU
This is a messenger RNA of Thalassophryne amazonica, 816 nucleotides long. RefSeq names its product sodium channel, voltage-gated, type II, beta (gene scn2b). NCBI's taxonomy places the organism in Eukaryota, Metazoa, Chordata, Actinopteri, Batrachoidiformes, Batrachoididae. Bases 102 to 758 code for a protein of 218 amino acids. Gene Ontology annotation, cellular component: membrane. The record is from RefSeq and is a predicted model, not a curated record. The transcript is spliced from 5 exons.